Echinostoma caproni is the source of this 738-nucleotide messenger RNA. Lineage: Eukaryota; Metazoa; Platyhelminthes; Trematoda; Plagiorchiida; Echinostomatidae. The record is from the annotation of a GenBank genome assembly.
AUGGGAUCUGAGCAAUGUGAAGCUGCCUCGGCUAGACCAGACUCUCCGCCCCCAUUAGAUGCAUUCAAUGCGGAACUGAAGGCAUAUGUGCAACGCCAAGUGGAACUGGAAGAUGCAGACUUGUCCAAAACUCCCCUCAGUGUGAAGUCACGUGAUAAAAGUUACUACUCCGGCCCGGGGAAUCCGUACGACACACCAAUGUACGCCGGAUCGAACCGUUCCACCACUACCCGAACGGGGCGGUACAAUGCUAAACUGGACGGAACCAAUGAGCACGGAUUUUCCACCAGCAAAUCUAGUCGACCGCAAUCCAGAGAUUGUAGACUGCACAGCACGGAUAAGCCCCGGGAGUGUGACAAAUCCGGUCUGAUCGACAGCGAGUACAGUCGAGAUUCCGGGGCAGAAAAUUCCCUUUUCGAUGAGGACAGAAAGUUGAAUGUGUUUGUAAACAAUAGCGAAUUGGACGAAUUGAUUGUCAAAGCCAUUCAAGUACUUCGGAUACAUUUGCUAGAAUUGCACAAAGUGAACGAGUUAUGCAAGGAUUUUUGUUCCCGGUACAUACACAGCUUGAAGACGAAAUUCCAAUCGGAUCCCCUUAUUCAUGGUAAGUGCAUACACUUUGUUUUGACUGGCUGGCUGGCUGGCUGGCUGGCUAAUCAUGCAGUACAGAAGUGCUCGUCCAGCCGUUGUGUUGGCAACAGUUGGACUCCCUUCGCGAUUCGUUUCCGAAUAAAUUAG